Microthlaspi erraticum is the source of this 2670-nucleotide messenger RNA. The record is from the annotation of a GenBank genome assembly. NCBI's taxonomy places the organism in Eukaryota, Viridiplantae, Streptophyta, Magnoliopsida, Brassicales, Brassicaceae.
AUGGGUAAUUCGAUGAAGCAGAUCUCUUGGGGAAACAAAUCAGCGGAGGCCAAUCAGAAUAAGUCUCCAGUGGAGCUACGCCCGCGACAACAAUAUACGGAUGCCGAACUUGACGACAUGAGGAGAAAAAAAAUCUGUUUCAAGUGUCGCGGACCCAUCUUCCGCGGUCAUCCGUGUUUGAAGCGCGAACUACAAGUUCUUACUGUUGUCAGUGGAUUCACGAUGGAGGUAUUGGAUCAGGAAUUGGAUGAUAAAGACGAUGAAGAGAAUGAGCUGAUUGGGGAGUUGAGGGAAUUAUCUCUAAACUCUUUUCUGGGUCUUUCUUCGUGUACUACUACAAAAGUGAGAGGAACUGUUGGGAAGUAUUCUGUGGUGAUAAUGAUGGACAGCGGUGCUACUCAUAACUUUAUAGCCCCAUCAUUGGUUUCAAAGCUUAAACUCAAAACCGCAAAAGACAAGAGUUUAGAGGUGUUAUUGGGAACUGGCGUUUCUGUCAAUGGCUCGGGCAUUUGCAAAAACGUGGAGUUUGGCAUUCAGGCAUUGACUUUCACUACAGACUUCAUCGAAUUGGAGUUAGGUAAUGUGGAUAUUAUUUUGGGUAUUCAGUGGCUCAGCACACUUGGGAAAUGUAUGGUGGAUUGGGAAGCUCACGAACUAUCUUUUCGUUAUCAUGGGAAUUGGAUUACACUUCAUGGAGACCCGAUGCUGCAUCAACGAAAAAUCUCUUUCAAAACAAUGCAACCUGCUCUUACUAUCCUUCAUAAAGGUACGGAUAUUGUUUUUGAUAAGGUGAUCCUGACUAGCCAACAGCUUCUCGCCAUACCUCACGAGAUUGAACUGCAGUUGGAAAAGUAUCAAGAAUUGUUCAAUGAACCACAAGGCUUACCUCCGAUCAGAGGUCGUGAGCAUGCAAUUAAUCUUCUUCCAGGAAGUGGUCCAAUUAGUGUCAGACCUUAUAGAUAUCCACAUGCUCAAAAAGAAGAGAUGGAGAAACAAGUAGCAAAGAUGUUGGAAGCGAAGAUCAUACGGCCGAGUCAUAGUCCUUUUUCCAGUCUAGUUUUGCUAGUGAAGAAGAAAGAUAAGAGUUGGCGUUUUUGUGUGGAUUACAGGGCCUUAAACAGAGCCACUAUUGCUGAUAAAUUCCCAAUCCCUAUGAUUGAUCAGCUAUUGGAUGAAUUAAAAGGAGCAAAAAAAUUCUCAAAACUGGAUUUGCGCUCUGGGUAUCACCAAAUCCGAAUGCAGGAGCAAGACGUCGAGAAGACUGCGUUUCGUACUCACGAUGGACACUAUGAGUUUCUUGUGAUGCCCUUUGGCUUGACGAAUGCACCGGCAACCUCAUCUUUACAAGAGCACUUGUUCCAUCUUCAACAGGUCCUUGAUGUGUUUAUUCAACAUGGGUUGUUUGCUAACAGGAAGAAGUGUCUUUUCGGUCAAGCUCAAGUUGAAUAUUUGGGACAUGUCAUGUCUAAUGAAGGUGUUUCUACUGAUCCGACUCGCCCUUUGACGGAGCUGCUGAAGAAGGAUCAAUUCGACUGGACAGCACAAGCACAAUCUGCCUUUGAAGCACUGAAAACGGCAAUGGUGUCAGCCCCAGUUCUAACAUUACCAGAUUUUAAUGAGCUCUUCGUGGUGGAGUCUGAUGCGUCGGGCUUUGGCAUUGGUGCUGUUUUGAUGCAAAACAUGAAACCCAUUGCAUAUUUUAGCAGAGGAUUGAGCUUACGAGAGCAGUUGAAAUCCAUUUAUGAGAGAGAAUUAAUGGCUAUUGUUAUGGCAAUUCUUAAAUGGAAGCAUUAUUUGAUAGGCAGAAGAUUUGUACUGGAACAGAGAGAAGUUACCAUGGAUUAUCAGAGAUGGCUAUCUAAGCUACUAGGUUAUGAGUUUGAAAUUGUCUACAAACCUGGUUUAGAAAAUUCUGCAGCAGAUGGUUUAUCCCGCCAACUCACUACUUCAGCGACAGUUUUGGCACAGUUGUUUGCUUUGACAGUUCCUACCUCUCUGCAAAUUCAAGAUAUUUUUGACGAAAUUGAAGCAGAUAAACAACUACAAGAACUUAAGAACCAGGUUCUUGCACAUAGUCAUAGUAACCAUCACUUUACGGUGGUAGACAACAAACUGCUUUACAAGGGAAGAUUGGUGAUUUCUAAGCUCUCAAAGCACAUACCUGCGAUUUUGCAAGAAUGUCACUCUGGUUUAUUAGGUGGACAUUCAGGCUUGCUGAAGACUUUUAAGCGCAUUCAAGGCUCUUUUCAUUGGUUUAACAUGAAGAAAGAUGUGCAGAAAUUUGUUUCAGAGUGCUCUAUUUGUCAGACACACAAAUAUUCAACUCUUUCUCCUGCAGGGUUGCUGCAACCGUUUCCUAUUCCUGACAGAAUUUGGGAAGACAUCUCUAUGGAUUUUAUUGAAGGCCUUCCUACGUCACAAGGGUUCAAUGUGAUCUUGGUUGUAGUGGACAGAUUAAGUAAGUUUGCACACUUUGUUGGAUUGAAGCACCCUUUUACUGCAGCAGAUGUGGCUCAUAACUUUGUCAAAGAAAUUGUUCGACUACAUGGGUUUCCCGCGUCCAUUGUCUCGGAUAGAGACAAGAUCUUCUUAAGCAGUUUUUGGUGUGAGUGCUUUCGUCUCUCUGGAACCAAGCUGAAGUAUAGCACCUGCAUAUCACCCUCAAACUGA